AGCUGAGAGGAGCCGGUGGAAUAAGAGCCCUGAACUCGCGGGGUGCGCGCUCACUCGCUCUCGGGCGCGCGCACACGGCUGCGAGGGAGGGAAAGAGCGAGCGAGCGAGCGCGAGAGGGGCGUCGUCGGAGUCUCCACACGGAGCGGCUGGCCGCGGGCGAACGGAGAGCAGGCAGAGGAUGGCGCUCUCGUUGCCGGUCAACGGGGUGAAGGAGGGCGACAAGGAGCCGCUCAUCGAGCUCUUCGUCAAGGCCGGCAGUGAUGGUGAAAGCAUAGGCAACUGCCCCUUCUCUCAGAGACUCUUCAUGAUUCUGUGGCUCAAAGGAGUGGUUUUUAGUGUAACAACGGUUGACUUGAAAAGGAAGCCUGCAGAUCUUCAGAACUUGGCUCCAGGGACUCACCCACCCUUCAUAACCUUUAAUAAUGAAGUGAAAACAGAUGUGAACAAGAUUGAAGAGUUCCUUGAAGAAAUCCUCUGCCCACCCAAGUAUUCAAAGCUUUCACCAAAGCACCCAGAAUCAAACACUGCUGGAAUGGACAUCUUUGCUAAAUUUUCUGCGUUUAUCAAGAAUUCCAGGCCCGAAGCAAACGAAGCCUUGGAAAGGAGCCUUCUGAAAACCCUGCAGAAGCUGGAUGAGUACCUGAAUACCCCUCUCCCAGAUGAGAUCGAUGAGAACAGUAUGGAGGAUGUCACGGCUUCCACCCGCAAGUUUCUGGAUGGGGACGAGAUGACGCUAGCAGACUGCAACUUGCUGCCCAAGCUGCACAUUGUCAAGGUGGUGGCUAAAAAAUAUCGAAACUUCGACAUUCCCAAAACGAUGACUGGGAUUUGGAGAUACCUGACGAAUGCGUACAGCCGCGAUGAAUUUACCAACACUUGUGCUGGAGACAAAGAGAUUGAAAUAGCUUACAGCGAUGUAGCCAAGAGACUCACUAAAUAAGCAACACUUCAUACACACUCAUAACAAAGCUUCUUUUAACAGACUGCUCCCCCUUUUUUUGUCUUUUUAAGAUAGCAAUUUUCUUUGCAUGUACUUGCAGUUAUUCAGUGUUACGUCAGGUAGACCGGAGACAGUAAUUUGUUUUUAAAAAUGCAAACCGAUGUUAUGCCGCUUACUUUUUUUUGCCUCCUGUAAUGAGGCGAAUGCAGUGGUUAAUUUUGCAGUGAAGCGAUUUUGCUGAGUGGGCCCCUGUGCACUACCAUGGUCAGCAGGUGUUGAUCCCAUAUUAAUUUGAGGGCCAGUUUACAUAGUCAGAUGAACUAGGCGGUAAAACUUUUCCUGGACUGAACCACUUUCGGUGGCAGGGAGUGCAUUUAAAAACUCUCAAACUCUCUCUCUCUCUCUCUCUCUCUCUUUCUCUUUCUGUGUCUUGUUGGGGAGAUUGGUUCAUCCUUACCCUUUUCUGCCAUAAUAUUUUUAUGUGCAGGGAGUUCUUUUUUCAUUGGGGGAUAUAUACACAGCCUCCCAACCCCCUUUGCCAGAGGUGGUUCAGUCUCCUCUUGAUACUGCUGUAAACUGGCUCUCAGAUCUGGGAUUCUCAAAUCUGUGUAAGAAGCACUUCUUGAUGGUGGUUCAAGGAUUCUUUCUCUAUUUGGGGAAUGUUGGGGCAAUUUUGUGGACCAGAGCUCUUUGAAACACUGUCCCUGCUGGUCUCUCUGAACAGUGUACAAGGCUCUUACUGCCUCGCCAAAAAGAAGUACUUGUGAAAUACUUGGGCAAAUGUCUUGCAAAGUUUGAACAAACUCAAAUACCAGGGACUGUUGCCCACCAUGCUGUGUUCUGGGAGGGAGACAGGUGACGUGUAAUCUUCAUUGCGUAUUCUUGCACAAGUCUGAUAUCUUGCUGUGGGUCCUCCGGACAAUUGGAUCAGAGCCCCAAAAUCUUCCUUGGACACAAAGUGUCACUAUAAUUGCAGGAAGUCUUUCCCUAAUGAUGAGAAACAAUAACCGAAGGGCAAGUGGCUUUUUUUAAGGCUCCAAGAGGCUUGUCAAUAUGUAGGAUUUAUUUCUUAUUCAAAAAUCUGAGCUAUCAAACAGCCUAGAGAAGCCUGAAGUUUCUACUCAAGAAGUAGCGACUCUUAACGUUGCUGGCUAGAAACGCAGUGGCCGGGUGUUGGGUAGGCUUCCUUUUCGCUUUGCGAAAGUCAGAAUCCUGCUCUUUUUUAAAAUUUUAACGAUGUGCAAGUGGCCUUCCAAAACCAACGUCUUUGCCUUAACAGACCAUGUGCAUAAUUCCAUCACAUUGAUUCUCUCCCCAGGAGCAAGCCAAGGGUGAAGUUUCCAACCCGUCUUUCAUUAGUUUCCUUGUCUGACGGUUGCAUCUGCACCUGAUCUAUCAUUUUACCUGCCAUAAUCAUGAUAUGUUCGAGGCCGUUUUGUCUUUUUAUAUAUAUAUAUAACAAUAUCAAGGAAUAGCACUGCAGUUUAAAAAAGCAAAAAUGGCUUUGCGAAACUGGAUUUUCUUUGAUAAAAAGAAAGGCUAGGGCUUAGGGUAUAGAGCAACUUUUGCAUUCAUUUUAAAUGCCAUCAAAGACUCCUCCAAAGAACAUUAGUCUCACCAGCAUACUUUUUGUAACUAUUACAAGAACGUGUACAUGAGUUGUUGUUUUUUACAAAGUGUAAGAACACUUCCUAACUGUCUUAUCUGUCCGGUAGUCAGGGAAUGCUAUUCCUUUUUAGCUUCGUACAGUCCAGUCGUGUGCAUACUUCCUCAGAAGCAAGUCCCACUGGGCUCGCUUACUCGUGAGUUGGCAUGCAUGGGCAGCACAGAAGGGGAUUGUGAAACCAUUUUGUACCAUAGCCUUUUGGUAAGAGACCUGGGGCAGAUCCACACAGAGGCUUCGGGACGCCCUUAAGC
Molecule: messenger RNA, 2858 nt
Organism: Elgaria multicarinata webbii
Lineage: Eukaryota; Metazoa; Chordata; Lepidosauria; Squamata; Anguidae
Gene: CLIC4
Product: chloride intracellular channel 4
Exons: 6
Coding region: 180-941 (253 amino acids)
Source: RefSeq, a predicted model, not a curated record